Molecule: messenger RNA, 1103 nt
Organism: Micropterus salmoides (largemouth bass)
Lineage: Eukaryota; Metazoa; Chordata; Actinopteri; Centrarchiformes; Centrarchidae
Gene: gpx8
Product: glutathione peroxidase 8 (putative)
Exons: 3
Coding region: 36-668 (210 amino acids)
Biological process (GO): response to oxidative stress
Molecular function (GO): glutathione peroxidase activity
Source: RefSeq, a predicted model, not a curated record
UCUCUCCGACUGCGGCUCGUUCUUCCCCCUCCAAGAUGGAGGCCUUAGGGGGCUACCCUGCCAAGUCCUCCAACCCAAAAGCAAAAAGGUUAACGCUACUGUUGAGCAUGACAGUCGGUGUGGGCUGUUUAUUCCUCCUGCAGACGCAACUGGUGAAGCUGAGAAAACCAAAGGAUUUUUAUUCUUUCGAGGUCAAAGACGCGAAAGGGAGGACGGUUUCCCUGGAGAAGUACCGAGGAAAAGCGUCUUUGGUUGUAAACGUGGCGAGUCACAGCGAGCAGACGGAGGCGAACUACAUGUUUCUGCAGGAGCUCCACCGCGAGCUGGGCACUUCUCACUUCAACGUCCUGGCCUUCCCGUGCGGUCAGUUCGGGGACACAGAGACCGGGACCAGCCGGGACAUCGAGGCUUUCGCCAAGUCCACCUACGGGGUCACCUUCCACUUCUUCAGCAGGAUCAAAAUAAUGGGCUCAGAGGCUGACCCAGCCUUCAAAUUCCUCACAGAUUCUGUGCAGAAAAUGCCAAAGUGGAACUUCUGGAAGUUUCUGGUUAAUCCUGAGGGGAAAGUGGUCCGGUACUGGCGAAUGGACGAGCCCAUGGAGAGCAUUCGAGAAGAGGCCACGGCGUUGGUGCGAGAAAUCAUCCUGAAGAAGCGGGUGGAGCUUUGAUGGAGCUUAUCAAGAGACAAUGGACACACCUCUGUGCGUUAUGUUGGUGUUUCCUGUGCUUUGAUAGCAAAGGAAGGACUGAGCGGUGUGUGUGGUCACCAUGUGUGUGGUUGGGCGAUGUCUCGCUCCAGAAACCUGCAGGGUGAAAAGAUCCACUAGCUUUAGGCGAUGGAAGUCUUUGUGUUUGUGUAUGUGGGGACCAUCCUGUGAUUAAUAAUGACAGUCAUGAUGAACAGUCCUUAUAAUGACCACUUCUGUAGCAGAAGGAUUGUUUAGCCAUUGAAAUGUUGGAUUUGUGUCUGUGCUUUGAACUAUCCGUUUCUAAUGUUUACAUUAAAUCUAUUUCAUAAGGUGAUCAUUUUGGCCCAUUCUGGACUGAUUUGAGCUCAGCAAAUUGUGAAACAUCCAUCUGACAAUAAAACAAUUUCAUAUUUA